CGGAAGCGGCGCUCGGACGCGAUUAAAAUGGCGGCGUCGUGAAGUUGCAUGUUGUUGUGGGGGACCCCCAGCUGAGUCCGUUGGGAGGAACCGCCAGUUGCCGCCGCCGCCGCCGCCCUCUCCCCUGCCUCCCUCCCUCCCGCCCGCCAUGGCCGUGACCGUCACCCUGAAGACCCUCCAGCAGCAGACCUUCAAGAUCCGCAUGGAGCCUGACGAGACGGUCCGAGUUCUUAAGGAGAAGAUUGAGGCUGAAAAGGGCAAGGAAGCGUUCCCAGUGUCGGGACAGAAGCUUAUCUAUGCUGGCAAGAUCCUGAGUGAUGAUGUCCCUAUCAAGGAGUACAAGAUUGAUGAGAAGAACUUUGUGGUGGUGAUGGUCACCAAGAACAAAACAGGCUCAGGAGCUCCUGUCCCCUCACCAAGUGAGGCAGCACCCCCAUCAGAGCCUGCACCAUCCUCUGGACAGAUGCUGCUGCCUGGAGCAGCUACUGUUUCACCCCCACUAGGAACUCCAACAAGUGAGGAGAAGCCUCCUGAAGAGUCAGUGACUGUUUCCCCCCAGGAAUCAGUUGGCUCUGUUCCCUCUUCAGGUAGCAUGGGACGUGAAGAUGAUGCAGCUUCCACUUUAGUUACUGGCUCAGAGUAUGAGACAAUGCUGAAUGAAAUCAUGUCAAUGGGCUAUGAGCGAGAGCGGGUGGUGGCAGCUCUGCGGGCCAGCUACAACAACCCUCACCGGGCUGUGGAAUACCUGCUAACGGGUAUCCCAGGUAGCCCAGAACCAGAGAGAGCCUCCAUCCAAGAGAGCCAGCCUCAAGAGCAGUCGGCACCAGAAGGAGAGAACCCUCUGGAAUUUCUGCGAGACCAGCCCCAGUUCCAGAACAUGCGUCAGGUGAUCCAGCAGAACCCAGCUCUGCUCCCAGCCCUGCUCCAGCAGUUAGGCCAAGAGAACCCUCAGCUGCUGCAGCAAAUCAGCCAACACCAGGAGCAGUUCAUUCAGAUGCUCAAUGAACCACUGGGUGAAGUACCUGACAUCGCAGACAUUGAAGGAGAGAUGGGUGCUAUUGGGGAGGAAGCCCCUCAGAUGAAUUACAUCCAAGUCACGCCUCAGGAAAAAGAAGCCAUAGAAAGGUUAAAGGCCUUGGGCUUCCCUGAGAGCCUGGUGAUCCAGGCCUACUUUGCUUGUGAGAAGAAUGAGAAUCUGGCGGCCAACUUCCUGCUGAGUCAGAACUUUGAUGACGAGUGAUAAAAGAAAAGAGUUUUAUAUAAAAUUCUCUAUAUAAAUAUUCGUUUAUUUAAAGGGGCACGUAUUGGGAUAUGGGGGAACGGUAUGAUUUUAGAAUGUCCCAGGCAAUUUUGCUGGCUGGAGGAAAAUACUCUACCUUGGAAAACUGGGCAGCUGGGGAAAAAGCAGAACUAACGCACCUUCUCCUCUUUCCCUCCCCAAAAAACAAGGGCUGCCUUUGAGCCCAGCUGCAUCCCACGACAGUCUUUGGACUGGCAAGCAGGAUGUUCAGGGAAAGGUUGACAUGGCAGAUGGGUUCGAUUGGACCUCCUCCCAUCUGAGCUGAUUGCGUGUGUGCAAACAGAUUGCUCUUUUGUUUGCAAAUCCCUCCCCCCUCCCUCCCCCCACCAAUGCACAGUGCUACAAUGCCUAAAUGUGUCUGGGCUCAUCAACUAAUUCUGUCAGUAGUAUUAUUCCCUUCCCUUUCCACUGGCCUUUGAAAGAAGUCCAGUUCUUCAUCCGUGUUCCAGAGAGCUGCUUGCACUAGGUGGGUGACCUGCCUUCUGAUGAUCUUUUUGAUAGCUGUGCUUGCACUGAAGAGGCUGUGCCACGAUGGAGGAAUACCUUGUAAUGUUGCACAUAAAUCCCCUUUCCCAGCCCUGGUAUUACCUUUCAUCCUCCUCUGCUAAGCAGCCACCCACCGUGUAACUGCAGCUCUUUAGCACUCUUCUUAAAUUAAUUCUCAGAAGUAGCACUGGAAAUUGGGGCCUGGUG
Podarcis raffonei (Aeolian wall lizard) is the source of this 1993-nucleotide messenger RNA. It is a transcript of the gene RAD23A, whose product is annotated as RAD23 homolog A, nucleotide excision repair protein. Lineage: Eukaryota; Metazoa; Chordata; Lepidosauria; Squamata; Lacertidae. The record is from RefSeq and is a predicted model, not a curated record. Gene Ontology annotation, molecular function: ubiquitin binding; proteasome binding; polyubiquitin modification-dependent protein binding. Gene Ontology annotation, biological process: nucleotide-excision repair; proteasome-mediated ubiquitin-dependent protein catabolic process. Gene Ontology annotation, cellular component: nucleoplasm; cytosol. Bases 149 to 1240 code for a protein of 363 amino acids. The transcript has 9 exons.